AUGAAUACAGACGCCGUGUUGUUGUUAGAGACAGCGAAUUUCGCCGCUGAAAAGCAUCGAAACCAGCGUCGAAAAGAUCCAGAGAAAACGCCAUAUAUCAACCACCCGAUCGGAGUAGCAAGGAUUCUCAGCCAUGAAGCCGGCAUCACUGAUAUCGUGGUAUUGCAAGCCGCUCUUCUUCAUGAUACUUUAGAGGACACAGACACAAAGGCCAAAGAGUUGGAAACAAAGUUUGGACAGGUUGUUGCUCGCAUUGUUCAGGAGGUGACAGAUGAUAAGAGUCUGCCCAAACAGGAGAGGAAGCGCUUACAGGUGGAACACGCGCCUCACUGCAGCCACCAGGCCAAACUGGUCAAACUGGCGGACAAACUCUACAACCUCAGGGAUUUGAACCGGUGCACGCCUGUCGGCUGGGAGGCUGAGCGAGUCCAGCAAUAUUUUGUGUGGGCCUCUAAUGUUGUAAAAGGCUUGAAAGGUACCAACUCAGCUCUGGAAAAGAAACUGGAAGAGUUGUUCAGACAGAGAGGAGUACAGCUGUAA
Nerophis lumbriciformis (worm pipefish) is the source of this 540-nucleotide messenger RNA. The record is from RefSeq and is a predicted model, not a curated record. NCBI's taxonomy places the organism in Eukaryota, Metazoa, Chordata, Actinopteri, Syngnathiformes, Syngnathidae.